AUGGCGUCCUGGGAGCAGAAAGAUGGCCCUCUCAGCGAGACGAUGCAGACGAAGGAGGAGUUCUCAGACCAGACUGGCGAUGUGCAGUUUGAGAGUGAUCCAAACACCAGCUUACACCGUGGGCUCAAAUCCCGGCACAUCACUAUGAUUGCUAUUGGCGGUGCAAUUGGAACUGGUUUGAUCAUUGGAACUGGAGCUGCCCUUGCAAAGGCUGGUCCGGGCUCCGUGUUUAUUUCAUAUCUCGUCGUCGGUUUCGUCGUCUGGAUCGUUAUGAGUGCGCUCGGGGAGAUGGCUGCAUGGCUACCCCUUGCCAGUGGAUUUACCGGAUAUGCCGUUAGAUUUUGCGACCCUGCUCUAGGCUUUGCCCUGGGAUACUCUUACUACUGCAAAUAUAUCAUUAUCACGCCGAAUCAGCUAACUGCAGCGGCACUAGUUAUACAGUAUUGGGUCAAGCGAGAUUCGGUUAAUCCAGGAGUAUGGAUCACCAUUUUCUUGAUUGUCAUUGUCGCCAUUAACUACUUUGGGAUCAAAUUCUUCGGUGAAUUUGAGUUCUGGCUGUCCUCGUUCAAGGUUAUUAUCAUCCUUGGAAUCAUGCUGUUGACCUUUAUCUUGGCUCUUGGAGGUGGCCCCGACCACCACAGGAAAGGGUUCCAGUACUGGAAGAAUCCUGGAGCGUUUAAUACCUACAUUUUAAAGGGCGGAGCAGGACGAUUCCUUGCAUUCUGGUCUACAAUGGUUCAAGCAACGUUCGCAUACCUCGGAACUGAGCUUGUUGGUGUUACUGUCGGAGAAGCGCAGAACCCCAGAAAGACGAUCCCUCGCGCUAUCAAACUCACUUUUUACCGAAUCCUUUUCUUCUACUGCCUCAGCAUCCUCUUCCUCGGAAUGGUUGUUCCAUACAAUCACCCGGAUCUCCUUUUCGCAAACAGGGCCUCUAACAGCGCCAGCGCAUCACCCUUCGUCGUUGCUAUCCAGAUCGCCGGAAUCAAGAUUCUCCCUUCAAUCUUCAACGCUUGCAUCCUAGUCUUCGUCUUCUCUGCCGCGAACUCUGAUCUAUACAUUGCAACCCGAACCAUCUACGGUCUGGCUCGCGAAGGCAAGGCUCCCGCUAUCCUUGCGCGAACCAACCGCAGCGGCGUCCCCAUCUAUGCACUUGCUCUUUCCACCAUGUUUGCUCUACUCGCAUAUUUGAACGUCUCCGAUGACUCCAAGGUUGUGUUCGGAUACUUUGUCAACCUUGUCACCAUGUUCGGACUUCUCUCCUGGAUCUCCAUUCUAGUAACCCACAUCUACUUUAUACGCGCCCGCCAGGCCCAGAAUGUCCCGGAAACCUCCCUUGCCUUCAAGGCACCAUUUGGCGCGACUGGCUCCUACGGCGCACUCGCUUUCUGCUGCCUAAUUGCCAUUACUAAGAGUUUUAACGUCUUCGUUCACGACCCCAAGACCUAUGGAAACUUCGACUACAAGAACUUCAUCACCUCCUAUCUCGGUAUCCCCGUAUACCUCAUUCUUCUCUUCGGUUACAAAUUCUACACGAAAACCGAGGGAGUCAAGGCUGCAGAGGCUGAUCUCUGGAGUGGAAAGGAUGAGAUCGAUCGUGAAGAGGCAGAGUUCCUUGCCCAGGAGGCAGCUAAGAGAGAACAACAGGGCGAUGCCGGCUGGUUCUACAGAAGAUUUGUAUCUUGGCUAUUCUAG
This is a messenger RNA of Microsporum canis CBS 113480, 1695 nucleotides long. RefSeq names its product dicarboxylic amino acid permease. The record is from RefSeq and is a predicted model, not a curated record. Gene Ontology annotation, molecular function: amino acid transmembrane transporter activity. Gene Ontology annotation, cellular component: membrane. The transcript has 4 exons. The coding region runs from base 1 to 1695 and encodes 564 amino acids. Gene Ontology annotation, biological process: amino acid transmembrane transport. NCBI's taxonomy places the organism in Eukaryota, Fungi, Ascomycota, Eurotiomycetes, Onygenales, Arthrodermataceae.